CUCCUACUUCUCUCAUUCGCUUUUCUCAUCAUUUUCCCCCAACUAUACUUUCCAUUAAACCCUAACCCUAAUUUCCCCUUUCUCUUGUAAAUCCUCCAAUCUCCAUGUUCUAACACCGAAUUCCUAAGAAAAACAAAAUGAUUCCUUUAAUUCCAUCCACAAUUCUUCACUUUAUUCUCAUCCUCGCGCUUGUCAACGGCGAGCAGGAUUCUAUCUACGAUAUCCUAAAGGCCCAUGGGCUACCAAUGGGGUUGCUUCCGAAAGGGAUAACCCGAUUCGACUUCGACGAUACGGGUCGGUUCGAGGUUCAGUUGGAUCAGGCGUGCAAUGCUAAGUUUGAAAGCGAGCUGCAUUAUGAUAGGAACGUGUCGGGGACUUUGAGUUGUGGCCAGAUCGGGGCCUUAUCGGGAAUUUCGUCUCAAGAGUUGUUUCUCUGGUUCCCAGUCAAAGGGAUUCGGGUCGAUGUUCCUAGCUCGGGUGUCAUUUAUUUCGACGUCGGUGUCAUUUUUAAGCAGCUUUCAUUGUCUUUGUUCGAAACGCCGAGGGAUUGCACGGCAAUUCGGGAAUCCGGUGAUUUGAUUCGAGAUGGAAAUUUAUUAGCUAAAUCAAUCGAAAAGAAUUCACGUGCGAAACUUGGAUAUAAAUUUGAUCAAGAAGGAUUUGGGAGGAAAGGCAAAGGAAGUUAUUCAAUAGCUUGAUCAGUUUGGCCUUGAACUUGAAGUGUAUUCUGGGCCUCGCCCUCCAACAUUGUAAAUUUUGGUCGGAAUGUCUGCUGUAGACGGUCUUUACGUCUCCAUCCUGUGUGAUUUGCUUGCAUUUUUUUCUUUGUUCUAUAUAGUGCAGA
This is a messenger RNA of Hibiscus syriacus, 844 nucleotides long. RefSeq lists its product as uncharacterized. The transcript is spliced from 2 exons. Lineage: Eukaryota; Viridiplantae; Streptophyta; Magnoliopsida; Malvales; Malvaceae. The coding region runs from base 138 to 698 and encodes 186 amino acids. The record is from RefSeq and is a predicted model, not a curated record.